UCCUGUUCUUGGUUGCUGCAGAAGUUCUGGUUUUUUUUUUCUCUCUUUCUUCUGGAGCUGGAGCCAUUCAACACAAAGCAGUUCAAUUCCUUGGUGUCCUAAUGAUCUCAAUCACUUCUGCAAAAGAAGAGAAGAUGGAGAGGACCAACCAAUUAUACAGUAGAGAAUUCCAAACAAUUUUGGAUAGUCUAGAAGAAGAUGACAACUCAGAGGAAACUAGUCAAACCACAGAGAAGAAACGUAGAUUAAAUAUCAGUCAGGUAAGGGCACUGGAGAAGAGUUUUGAGGCUGACAACAAGCUUGAACCAGAGCAAAAGGAAAAACUGGCACAAGAAAUAGGCCUACAACCAAGACAAGUAGCAAUUUGGUUCCAAAACCGCCGUGCCCGUUCGAAGACAAAGCAACUAGAGAAAGACUAUGACAUCCUUAAAGCCAAUUAUGAUGCUCUCAAGGUCAAUUACAGUACACUUGAGCAAGAAAAAACAGUUCUAUAUGAGCAGCUAAACGAAUUGAAAGCCAAGAUCCAGGAAGAGAAUGCAGAUGCUGGUGGAUGUUUUAAAGAAGAGUCCCCUGCAUUCCAGCAGAGUAAAAACCAUGAUCUUUGUGAGCAUGUGAAUGGUCAAGAACUAACAUACCCGGGCUAUUCUUCUCUGGAGUUGAAUGGCUCUUCUUCAUCUGAUCCAUUCAUGUCCGACUCCAGAAUGAUUUUGCAUAACGUUUAUCAACCACAACUAGUAAAAAUAGAAGAGCAGAAUUUUCUGCGGGCAGAGGAUUCCUACAACUUCUUUUCAGUUGAUCAAGCUCCUACUAUUCACUGGUAUUUCCCCGAGCAGUAAAAUCAGAGAAAUCAUCAAAAAGUUCCUAGUGUUAUUAAAGGAAAAUGUUUUUCAAAACUUUGUAAAUUAGGUCCACUUGUUCUUCUUCAUUAACAAAACAAUAUCAGAGCUCAACCCUGCCACACUGGCAGGAAGUAGUUUCCUUGGGAAAUUCUAGGUGUUAGUGUUGGAACUCUGAUGCUUACAUGCUGUGCCAUCUGUUUUAAAAUUUACCUAGUUGCACCAACUAAUGCAAGUGUCGCAUAAAUUAUGAAAACUUGUUCCAAA
This is a messenger RNA of Tripterygium wilfordii, 1103 nucleotides long. RefSeq names its product homeobox-leucine zipper protein ATHB-6-like. The transcript has 3 exons. Gene Ontology annotation, cellular component: nucleus. The record is from RefSeq and is a predicted model, not a curated record. Gene Ontology annotation, biological process: positive regulation of DNA-templated transcription. Bases 102 to 836 code for a protein of 244 amino acids. Lineage: Eukaryota; Viridiplantae; Streptophyta; Magnoliopsida; Celastrales; Celastraceae. Gene Ontology annotation, molecular function: sequence-specific DNA binding; DNA-binding transcription factor activity, RNA polymerase II-specific.